GGGGUCUCCACAGCGUCUAGCGGCAGGACCCUUACGCGAACCCCUGUGAUUCGAACCCUCAAUCAGACCACGCCCAAAUCCAGCAUCCCCCAUCAACGCCGCGGGGGCGCCACUCAGCUCGAAACACCCUUUGGGAAAGGUAUAUAAGGGCGCCCGCCCCACCAUCGCACCCCGUGUUCUCCUUUCUCGCGACGCGUUCAUUCGCUUGAACGACCUUCGAGAGCCCGGUCACCUCCUGCUGUUGUUGUACUCCCUCCUGUCUUCAUUUGUGUACGCCUACGACCUCUCACCAUGUCACUGAAGGCCGACUCCGUCAUCUCCGAUACGCUUUCCAAGGAGGAGGUCAAGCACUUUGAUCGCGCCGCCGUCGCGAGCAACCCCAACGCCAGGCUCGCAAACCCUCUUGAGGGCAUCCCGCAGGAUCAACUCCUUGCAGACGCCGCCGCGUUCGCGAGGAGCCAUGAUCUCGGCCACUUGACCGAGGAGUUUAAGAAGGGUGCGCUUGUCGCCCAGGACCCCAGCGCGUUCGAGACUUUGCCGUUCCUUACCGAGGAGGACAAGCUCGUCCUUCGCCGGGAAGCGACGCACCGAUGGGCACACCCAAUGCAGUUGUACUACCUCGUCAUUCUUUGCUCGAUGGCUGCUGCUGUUCAGGGCAUGGACGAAGCUGUCAUUAACGGCGCCAACCUAUUCUUUGCCGACCAGUUCGGCAUUGGCCAAACUACAGGGGACACCGGCCGUAACCAGUGGCUCCUCGGUCUGGUCAACUCGGCUCCUUACUUGUGCUGCGCUUUCAUCGGCUGCUGGGUGUCUGCUCCGCUGAAUCAGCGGUUCGGUCGUCGCGGCACCAUCUUCUUCAGCGCCUUCGUCUCGUUCGCCACCUGCAUCUGGCAAGGCGUCACCAACACCUGGUGGCACCUCUUCAUCGCGCGGUUCUUCCUCGGUUUCGGUAUUGGCCCCAAGUCUGCAACCGUUCCCGUGUACGCCGCAGAAUGCGCACCGCCAGCUAUUCGUGGUGCCCUUGUCAUGAUGUGGCAGAUGUGGACGGCCUUUGGUAUCAUGUUCGGCUACGUCAUGGACGUCUCGUUCUACCACGUUCCUAACAAGCCGGGCAUCACUGGUCUCAACUGGCGGCUGAUGCUUGCUUCUGCCGGUGUUCCCGCCCUCUUCAUUAUGUUGCAGGUGUACCUGUGCCCGGAGUCGCCGCGUUGGUUGCUUUCGAAGGGUCGCUACGACAAGGCUUACGACUCGCUCCUGCGCCUCCGUAACAGCCCUCUGCAGGCUGCUCGCGAUCUUUACUACAUUCACGUGCAACUCGAGGCUGAGGCCGAGAGCUUCGCAGGCCGCAACCGCUUCCUCGAGUUGUUCACAGUUCCGCGCAAUCGUCGCGCCACCCUCGCUGCCUUCAUCGUCAUGUUCAUGCAGCAGUUCUGCGGUGUCAACGUCAUCGCGUACUACUCGUCGAGUAUCUUCAGCCAGAGUGGCUUCAAUGAUCUCCAGUCUUUGAUUGCCUCGUGGGGCUUUGGUAUGCUCAACUGGGUCUUCGCGUUCCCGGCCGUAUGGACCAUCGAUACCUUCGGUCGCCGCAACCUGCUGUUGACGACCUUCCCGCUCAUGGCCAUCUUCCUGCUUAUGACCGGCUUCUCGUUCUACAUCCCCGAGGGCAAUGCCCGCCUGGCCGUUGUGGCGUUGGGUAUCUACCUCUUCACGAUGGCGUACUCGCCGGGAGAGGGUCCUGUGCCGUUCACCUACUCCGCCGAGGCGUUCCCCCUUUACGUCCGUGACGUCGGCAUGGGCUUCGCCACCGCCGUGCUCUGGUUCUUCAACUUUGUCAUCGCCAUCACCUUCCCGCGUCUGCUCGGAGCGUUCACGCCGCAGGGUGCCUUUGGCUGGUACGCCGCGUGGAACGUCUUCGGCUUCUUCGUGAUCCUGCUCUUCGUGCCCGAGACGAAGGCGCUGUCGCUCGAAGAGCUGGACCAGGUGUUCUCGGUCUCGACGCGUCGGCACGCCUCGUACCAGGUCAAGGCGCUCCCGCACAACAUCAAGAAGUACAUCUUCCGCAUGAAGGUGGAGGAGAUGGCGCCGCUCUACGAGCACGAAGGUGCGGUCGGUCCCAGACACUACGUUGGGGCUGCAUAGGCCUGUGGUGGUUGUGUAGUAUUCUUUUUUUCCAAACGGGUUCGCCGGCUGUUAGGUGACUCGACCCCUGCAGCCUUAAUAGGUUGGUAUUUGUUGUGACAUGCCUGGCUGCCGCUUGUGCUCGUCCGUGUGCACGUACUUAUACCAGCCGUCGGCGUAAUGAAUCUUUAUGAUUUUCUGCGAUGCUUCAUGUACUCUGUAUACUGUAUUACUACCACGACGUUUGCGAAUCUAUCUCGUCUAAA
Molecule: messenger RNA, 2384 nt
Organism: Fomitopsis serialis
Lineage: Eukaryota; Fungi; Basidiomycota; Agaricomycetes; Polyporales; Fomitopsidaceae
Exons: 7
Coding region: 292-2139 (615 amino acids)
Biological process (GO): transmembrane transport
Cellular component (GO): membrane
Molecular function (GO): myo-inositol:proton symporter activity
Source: RefSeq, a predicted model, not a curated record